UUUAGGGCUUGCGGCGGGUUACGGCCCGCAACACCCGAGCAAGAGAAGCGGACACCCAUCUAGUUCUCUUUAGUCUCUACAUUCAACUCGCGCACUCUCUCCUUCUCCGAGACUCCGAGCGCGCUGUGAUCCCGGAGAAGAAGAGGUGGCCGACAGCGGAGGCGACUCAUACGGUUUCCAGAUCGCACGCCCCAGAGGCUUUAAUUACACAUUUAUGCACACGGAGAAGCUAAAUGGUAAAGGUGGUUGCUUAAUGUGGUCAGUUGGAAAGGGGGACUAGCCAAGUUGCUAGAAGAAUGAGUGCAAGUUUUACCUCAAAGUGGUCAAUAGGUAUGGAGGUGCAUUGCUUCAGGGCUGGCACUUCAUGUGCCAUACUGCAUAAAGUGCCGGGACAGACAGGCCGGUCAUUGUUGGGGAGCCUCAGCAACAAUUUGCUGGGGGCAGUGAAAACAACUCAUGAAGUAAUUCCAAGAUUGCAUUACAAUAGUAUCUUCUCCCAGCAACAAAGAACAUUCAUACAGAUGAGGACAAACCUCAAAGUCGUGGACAACUCUGGUGCAAAACGGGUCAUGUGCAUACAAGCUUUGAAGGGGAGGAGAGGAGCAAGAUUGGGCGACACCAUAAUUGCAUCUGUGAAGGAAGCACAACCUCGUGGUAAGGUAAAAAAGGGAGAGGUAGUGUAUGGUGUGGUUGUGCGUGCUGCCAUGCAGCGGGGACGUUGCGAUGGCAGUGAGAUCAAGUUUGAUGACAAUGCAGUAGUCAUUGUUAACAAGCAAGGAGAGCCAAUUGGUACCCGUGUGUUUGGGCCGGUGCCCCAUGAGCUCAGGAAGAAGAAGCACCUGAAGAUUUUAACUUUGGCUGAACAUAUAGCUUAAAGUUUCUGGUUUCACAGGCUGAACUAGCUCUUCUAUUUAGAGUUAUGGAUGUUGGGUCAGCAUAUGUAUCAAACAUACUGUCUGUAAUAGGAGACAAUUUAUGCUGCGAUUGGUUGUUUUUCGUGCUGGAUUUAUCUUGCCGAUCAUUACCGUAGCUGAUGUGAGGGGUUUCAAGAAAGAGUCGUUAUCAAUGGCUGUGUUUUCAGUUUGAACAAGAGCUCUCAUCUGCCCUCAAGUGAAAUUUGAAUUUGUUAAUAAUGUUUUAUUAUUUUUUUAAUGUUUAAAGGAAUAUUAAGCUAUUGGACAAGA
Molecule: messenger RNA, 1184 nt
Organism: Phoenix dactylifera (date palm)
Lineage: Eukaryota; Viridiplantae; Streptophyta; Magnoliopsida; Arecales; Arecaceae
Product: large ribosomal subunit protein uL14mz
Biological process (GO): translation
Cellular component (GO): ribosome; mitochondrial large ribosomal subunit
Molecular function (GO): structural constituent of ribosome; large ribosomal subunit rRNA binding
Source: RefSeq, a predicted model, not a curated record